GAGACUGCGGGUGGGUCUUCCACUUUCCGGUUUGUCUUCCCGGCCCGUAAGUGCAGGAGGCUCUGCCUGCUUUCGUGUGGCUUUUGGCAUUGGUAGUUGUGAAGAGUUACUGCUAUUACUACAGCCCUCAAAGUUUCAGAUGCGAAUUGCUAAAUGCUGUCCCGGGUGCCGGUAUCAUCCAGGUUCUCCAGCCCAGAUCCGCUCUUUGGUGAAGUUGCCCCUGAAAUCAUCGAGGACACACUGAUCCACCUGGCCAUGGAGAAUGAGCGGCACCUCAGCGUGCUGCCUGACCCUGCGGGCUGCUUCAGGGAGGCACGUGCUGUGGAAUUUAUAUUCCUUCUGUCUGAAAAAUGGCACCUGGACCAACCAGCAAGGUAUCAAGCAGUAGAGCUACUUGAAAGGUUUAUGAUCAAGCAAGUAGAACAAAUCUGUACGUCCCCCAGACAGAACGUUACAGGUGGUGAAGAAGGCAGAAGCCAGAACUCUCUGCAAGAACUGAUCUAUGACACAUUUGUCCUACGGCUGGUGUCGUGCAUUCAGCUUGCGAGCAAACUUUCCUUACACUAUAAUGCAGUUAACAGUGACACAGCUUUAAAAUUUCUGCAAUCCUUAAAAUACUCAUACACUAAACAAGAGUUGCUUGAGUCAGAGCUUGCUGUUUUAGAAACUCUGCAGUUCCAGAUCAAUGUGUCGACUCCACUGGCUUACAUUGAACUGCUUCUGGAGGUUUUAGGACAUAAUGGCUGCUUACUUCCUGCAAAACCGCUGCAUCAGAUGUGCACACAACUGCUAGACUUCUUCUAUCUUAGAAGAGAUACCAUCUAUGACACUUUACUGAGUAUUGCCAUUGAGAAUUUGACACCAAGUGAACUGCAGAUAGCAAAGUUCUUGAUAGUAAAGGAAGAUUUAAUGCUCUUGGCAGUUGGAAUCAUCAGCACAAGUGCUUUCAUGCUAAACCCUGAACACUGGAAGAAGGUUGUGGACCAUUUAAACUGUAUUACUGGCAUUACUUCACAAAGUAUCUCAGAAUUUUCAUAUGCAGUGCUGAAACACAUUAUUGGCAGUAUCACUCCGAAACAGCACCAUAGGAGGUAG
This is a messenger RNA of Meleagris gallopavo (turkey), 1095 nucleotides long. It is a transcript of the gene CNTD1, whose product is annotated as cyclin N-terminal domain containing 1. Gene Ontology annotation, cellular component: site of double-strand break. Gene Ontology annotation, biological process: reciprocal meiotic recombination. NCBI's taxonomy places the organism in Eukaryota, Metazoa, Chordata, Aves, Galliformes, Phasianidae. The record is from RefSeq and is a predicted model, not a curated record.